Somion occarium is the source of this 2352-nucleotide messenger RNA. The record is from the annotation of a GenBank genome assembly. Lineage: Eukaryota; Fungi; Basidiomycota; Agaricomycetes; Polyporales; Cerrenaceae.
AACGAUGGAUCUCACACAACUCGUGAGCUAUCUUGCACCACCUGCAUUCCCGAAUGUAUCUGCUGUUUCAGCAGAUAUUCUUGGCACUGCUAGUGUGUUCAGCUACUCACGCAUCUGCCUUUUGAGCGUAGUAUUGGUCUUUCUCGAACGCAUAGAUUUGAGUGGCUCAUAUUGGGCUACGUUGGGUCAGAGACCGAUUUCAUUCAGGAACGCGUUCAUCGCCGGUCAAUUUCGCCCACUCGUUUACCCCACAUCACGUGAAGGACAUUUGUGGGGAAUGGCGCUCGCCCAGGUUGCAGCUGACGCCAAUGUCUGGGGAUCUUCCCAUUCGUGGGCCGUUGUUCCCCAUGUCCUGCCACGGAUAAAGCCCCUGCCGAGGACUAAUCCUGUGUCAGCUAUUCGUACGCCAUCAUACCAAGGUCCAGAUACCUAUUUUUGUUUUCUAUAUAGGGUGAGAAGCUCAAGCCUUUGAAUGGGACCGCGGACGUUUGGCAUCUCUCGCUUUCCCACUUGAUUUUCCUUCUCUCAUUCAGUUAUUCGGUUCGUCGACCGAGAGGAAACAGCGCGCUUUUUUCCCCACGAACAUGUCAUCGUCGCUGGAGAAGAGUCGGGCGCGAUCGCCCUCUGCAUCGUCCACUCGCCUCUCGGAUGAAAAGGCCCGAAUUGUCCGUACGGAAAAUGUUGACGAGGACGUUGAGAAGAGGCUUACACAUGAGGUGUACAAUGCCCAUGUCGACGUCAGCGGUGUUGAUGAGCGCAAACUCUUGCGCAAAUUAGACCUUGCAUUGGUUCCGUGGCUCUCGUUCUUGUACUUGUUGAGUUUCUUGGAUCGAACAAGCAUAGGCAAUGCCAAAUUAUAUGGAUUGGAACAGGACUUGCACAUUAGCGACACGCAAUACAACAUUGCACUCACGAUAUUCUUCUUCUCUUAUUCGGUCUUCGAGGUACCGUCUAACGUUUUCCUGAAACGUCUGCGUCCGUCCGUAUGGCUUUCGCUACUCAUGUUUCUGUGGGGUAUCAUGAUGACUGUGCAAGGGCUCGUCCACAAUUAUGGCGGACUGCUCGGGAUGCGAUGGAUGCUUGGUCUCUUUGAGGCCGGUCUCUUCCCAGGCGUAAACUACUAUCUAUCAUGUUGGUACAAGCGUUCAGAGUUCGGCAUUCGCGCAGCGGUCUUCUUUUCCGCUGCAACAGUGUCUGGGGCAUUUGGAGGGCUUCUCGCUGUAUGUGCCGCUAUCUCAAACAUGGACGGAAUCGGCGGGAAGCCAGCUUGGGCGUGGAUCUUCAUCCUGGAAGGCCUCUUGACCGUUAUCGCAGGAGCGAUGUCAUUCUGGAUCAUCCAGGAUUUCCCUGAUACCGCGAAGUUCUUGACCGAAGCCGAACGGACUGUGGUCAUUCGUCGUCUGCAAGAAGAUGAUCAGUUCAGUGCGGCUGGCGAAAAGCUCAAGUGGAAGUAUAUAUGGCAGAGUCUGUUGGAUUGGAAGACAUGGCUUGGAAUGCUCCUCUACAUGGGUUCCGAUGGCCCACUUUAUGCUUUCUCUCUGUUCUUGCCUAGUAUCAUUAACGAGCUUGGCUACACCGCAACGCCAGCCAAUCUUCUGACUGUGCCGGUUUACGUCGUUGCAUGUGGCAUGACAUGUCUGGUCGGUUGGUACGCUGACAAGAAAGGCCAGAGAGGCUACCUGAACAUGUUCAACUGUUGCGUUGGUGCUGCUGGAUAUAUCAUUCUCAUAGCGUCGCGGAAUGCCGGCUUAUCCUAUUUCGGUGUUUACCUGGCAGCUUGUGGGAUUUAUCCCAACAUUCCGAACACAAUUGCUUGGGUGUCGAAUAACGUGGAAGGCUCCUACAAGCGGAGUGUCACUCUAGCUAUGGUGAUCAGCUUUGGCAACAUCAACGGCGCUGUUAGCUCGAACGUCUACCGGGCGCGGGACAAACCGUGGUACACCUUGGGCCAUGGGAUCGUCCUGAUGUACAUCGGCAUAGGCUUCAUUUGCUCUGUGCUAUUCAUGGUGCUGCUUAAGAGAGAAAACGCGAAACGCGACAGAGGUGAACGCGACGAAAUCAUCGAAGGGGUUAAUGACAACAACACAGACCUUGCAAAGAACGGCACGUUCGCCAGUGUGGUGGAUGCUAAGCGCGAGAAGGGGGAUGCCUGGAGCGGGUACCGUUACACUAUUUGAAUAACUGUAAUGAUCCCUGGAUGCUCGACCUGUAUUUCCUAAACGUGUAAAUUAGAUUCCCAUCGCUGUUUCUGUACCUUUAACUCUGACAAAAGUCCGUUCUAUCUCCUUGCCGAGUGUGAACAAGCGAUGUGGGUCAGUGGAAUAGCCGCAGACAACCGCACCGGCCCUAAAG